Molecule: messenger RNA, 816 nt
Organism: Closterium sp. NIES-65
Lineage: Eukaryota; Viridiplantae; Streptophyta; Zygnematophyceae; Desmidiales; Closteriaceae
Source: the annotation of a GenBank genome assembly
AUGGCGUACUCGAGAAUGUCCGCGCUAGCCUGUGCGCUGCCCCUGGUGGCGCUCGUCCUGGCGUCGCUCUGCCUCAACGCCUCCGCCGAGCUCGCUGUCCCCGAGGCUGCCUCGUCCUCGCUUGCCGCUGCCAUGUCCGGCGAUCUGGCUCAGCUCGACGCCACAAAUGCUCUCAGCGACGACGCUGCGACGAGGAGGAUUCUCGACGACGACGACGACGACGAUGAUGACGAGGACAAGGACAAGAAGAAGAAGGACAAGAAGAAGAAGGAGGACAAGAAGAAGGAGGACAAGAAGUCGAAGAAGUCUCCUCCCACUCCCUCGCCUUCCACUCCCACCACUCCCAACAAGAAGGGCGGCAAGAAGACUCCCCCCACUCCCACAACCCCCGCCACUCCUGGUAAGCCCGCCACUCCCGGCAAGCCCGGCACGCCCGGCGCGGGGAAGCCGGCGGUGAAGCUGAGCGGGUCGGACUCGAAGGUGGUAUCGCUGCUGGAUGCGGCGGCGGUGGACGUGGACAGCGCCAAGGCGAAGCUCUCCGUCAAGACGUACGUCAAGAGCCUCACGGACACGGCGGCGGCGCUGCGCAACGCCGCCAUUCUGAUUCGCACUGGGCAGCGCACGCUGGUGGCGGGGCAGAUCGACAACUCGAUCGCCACCAUCAACGGUGUGAGCAUCAUGCUCCCCGCCGGCGGCGCCGACAAGAGCCUGCUCGCGUCCGCCCUUGGCAAGGCGCAGAGCGCCAAGGCCGCGUGGAAGGCAACUUGUCCCAUUUCCAAGUUCUCUAUCAUUUGCCUUGCUCGGAUCUGCAUCUAA